Bombyx mori (domestic silkworm) is the source of this 2442-nucleotide messenger RNA. Its product is annotated as venom acid phosphatase Acph-1. The coding region runs from base 757 to 2028 and encodes 423 amino acids. The transcript has 10 exons. The record is from RefSeq and is a predicted model, not a curated record. NCBI's taxonomy places the organism in Eukaryota, Metazoa, Arthropoda, Insecta, Lepidoptera, Bombycidae. Gene Ontology annotation, molecular function: phosphatase activity. Gene Ontology annotation, biological process: dephosphorylation.
UAAACAGAAACAUCAAAAUCGGUACACUUAAAAAAAGUUCUGGAGUAACACAUAAAAGAUACAAUCGAAUUGUGAACCUCCUUUUUUAAUAUGUUAAAAAUAGUAAUUGUACUCUUGGCUUAAACUAGAACUACUCAGGACGAAGUAAAAUAAAUAUCAACCGCAGAAACAUAAAAAGACCCUCCAGAUUGGACGUUGAAUUUUAUAGAGACCCAAGGAGGCAUAAUGUGAGAUAAGGGGAAGAAGACUCUUGGUAAAUUAAGGUACACGAUUGGAGAAUACAGGGACAUUUCGUAACAAGGCCACGUUUCAUUUUAGACCAUUCACUCGGCAGAUUACUUAUUAUAAUCACGUAUUUAAUUCUUAAUGCGUCGUAUAGUAAACUAAGAGCAAAUUUUAAAAUUCUUAUUUUUUCAGACUGUACUACAGACGUGGCAGUGACCUGCAAUAACCAUUCAAUCCUAAAAUCUUUUAUUACUUAUUGUAGCUUGCUUUGAAUUAAUAAAAUAAAGUAAAGCUACCAUGAUAAUGACAAGGUCGUUUUACGUUGUGAAAAUAAUGUGAAACAUCUUGGUAUUGUUGAUGCAGUAAUUACUGGUAGAUUAGAUAUAAUUAAAUGAUGAUAGUAGCCUACUGUGUCUAGCACAACGUCUGUUUCCUUGGUAGUUUAUUUUAAAUGUAUGUGGAUAUCAGACAACGUGUACCAUUAUUAUACUUCAUGAUUUUGUUUGUUUUUUCCUACUGAUAGUUGGAAUUAUGGUAACCUUAAUAACAAUUUGCACAAAGAAAGAGGGCGGUCGCGAGGAGGAGCCGACCAACGCGCCGGAAGCUACACCGGCACCGGGUAUGCGCACCGAACACACUUGCUGUUGCCUCGGCGUGUUGGUGGGCAUCUCGCUCAUAGCCGCCCUCGUAGCAGUAAUACUGAUGAAGGAUACUACGGUAGAAGUCACAAUACUUCGACAGGUACAUGUGUUGAUGUCUCAUGGCGAGAGGACUCCAAGUGAACGCGAACUCGAAAUGUUAGGAACAAGUCCUCCAGAGCAUGUGUUUUCACCUUACGGCGCUGGUGCUAUGACAAAUGAAGGAAAAAUGUUGACUUUCGAAAUGGGCGCAUUACUUAGAAAGAGAUAUAACGAUUUCUUAGGACCACUUUACGACGCAGAAAGCAGUAUCGUUAUAGCCUCAGAUACAAAUUUAAGUAAGAUGACAGCUCUGCUGAUAUCGGCUGGAUUGUGGCCGCCGCCGGAAGAGCAGCUCUGGAAUGACACAAUCGUGUGGCAGCCGGUACCUUACAAAUAUCCGCCACAAAGCAAUGAUUUUCUUCUGUACGAAAAAAAUUGUCCACGUUAUAAACAAGAAAAAGGAAGAAUAUUGAAUGCGUUCGUCGAUGAAGGCGUGCUGGUGCCGUAUCGGGAUCUGUUUCAUAAAAUUGCGCAAAUGACGAACACGAAUUUUAGCACACCACAAGAGGCUUAUUUCUUAAACAACUUAUUUCUUAUACAGGACGAUAUCAAAGUGGCAAAUCCGAAAUGGGCAAAACACGUUAAAAGGAAAUUGAUGGACAUCGCCCGUCUUGAAUACUCAAUGAUGUUUCACAACAAUCUUUUAAGGAAAUUGAGUGGCGGGGCUUUAUUACAUCAAAUAAUAAAGGAAGCCGUUUCGAACGCAUUGGGAGCAUCGCGGUUACGCAUGAUCGUACGCACGGGCACGCCCGUAUCCGUGGCAGCCGUGCUGGCGGCGUGCGUGGCGCCGCCGCCGCGUCUCCCCGACCCCGGGGCCGCGUUACUAUUCGAACUACACGAACGACAACCGAAUAAAGGAAAAAACGAACCAUCACUCAACGACGAGCAACGUUUCGGAUUUAAGAUCUAUUACUGGGACGAUGAUUCAGCUGAACCUCGUCUCAUGGAAGUGCCCAAUUGCAAUUCCUUCUGCACGAUUGAACAAUUCAAAGAGUUAACGAAAUACAUAAUUGCCCAUAAUUAUGAAGAAGACUGUAAGCUCGUUGCGGAACAAACCAAUUGAGUUACGUUGUAAAGCAUUCGAUUUAGUGACACCUUAGAGACAUUCUCACAACACGUAUCCAUUAAAAUAAACGUGAAACAUUUAAUUUAUCUUUAUUAGCGCUAAAUAUUAAUGUGUGUUAAAAUUUAAUGUGUGUAGAUACGUAAGUAAUCAAAUUAUUUAUGUACAGUUUGUCAUUGGUGUUAGUAAUGUUUGAUAAAUAUGGCUUUACGAAAAUGCUUGCUUACCUUAGAUUUCCUAUUUUGAAUUAUUUAGCUAAAUUAUAGUUUAUUCCAAUUUUAUUAUCGGUUGUUAGCUUUUUUUUUUUAACUACCUUAGUUCGAACAACACUGUAACUAUUCUAAAUUAGACUGGCCGUGGACGUUAUUAUAAACCUUAUUUUAACACAAUUAAAAUUAGUAUUCGUGUACAAAU